GCGGCGGGGAGCCCCGGCCCAGCCCGGCCCGGCCCGGCCAUGCCUCCGCCCCCCAAGCGGGCCCGGGAGCCGGCCGAGCUGGAGCAGCAGCGGCGCCAGGAGCAGAAGCGGCGCCGGCGGGACGCGCAGCAGAGGCAGCAGCUGCAGCACCUCGAGUCCUUUUAUGAAAAACCUCCUCCUGGACUUAUCAAGGAAGAUGAGACCAAACCGGAAGACUGUAUACCAGAUGUGCCAGGCAAUGAACAUGCCAGAGAAUUUCUGGCUCACGCUCCAACUAAAGGACUCUGGAUGCCCCUAGGGAAAGAAGUCAAGGUUAUGCAGUGCUGGCGCUGUAAACGGUAUGGACACAGAACAGGUGACAAAGAAUGCCCGUUCUUUAUCAAAGGCAAUCAGAAAUUAGAACAAUUCAGAGUAGCACAUGAAGAUCCCAUGUACGACAUUAUAAGGGAGAAUAAGCGUCAUGAAAAAGAUGUGAGGAUACAACAGUUAAAGAAGCUACUAGAGGAUUCUACCUCCGAUGAAGAUGGCAGUACUUCUAGCUCCUCAGAAUGUAAGGAGAAGCACAAGAGAAAGAAGAAGAAGGAGAAACAUAAGAAGAGGAAAAAGGAGAAGAAAAAGAAAAAGAAAAAGAAAAAAAAGCACAAAUCUAAGUCAAAUGAAAGUUCAAAUUCUGACUAAAAAGUAGUUUUCUUUUAAUCCACCUUGUUACUGCAGAAUCAUAGCUGAAUGUCAUAGUUACUAAAGGAGAAGUAACCACAAAAGGGCCUCAGUUGACAGAAAAAGGAACCAAGAAAUGUGUGUCAUUAGCAUCACUUCUGUGGCAUUUUGCUCUUGCUGCCAACAGUGAUGAAUUCCACAUGAUGUUGAGUUGCUUAUAUGCCACACUACAAGAUUCUUGUUGUCAUCUUCCCUCAUUACUGUAGUUUGUGAUAAAAUUUUUUAAGAAAAUCAAGCAUAAGAUAUGAAGACAUUCUAGGCAUUUCCAAAAGAGAUACCCCCAUGAAAGCAGAGGGUUAGUGGGGCUGUAGGCCGACUUACUUGAAAAUUCUACAUCUUCAGCAGUUGCAAGUGAAUGCUAUCAAGUGUUGAAUAAUAAAACUUAGUUGUCUCAGACUUUAA
Trichosurus vulpecula (common brushtail) is the source of this 1119-nucleotide messenger RNA. It is a transcript of the gene RP9, whose product is annotated as RP9 pre-mRNA splicing factor. The record is from RefSeq and is a predicted model, not a curated record. The coding region runs from base 40 to 678 and encodes 212 amino acids. The transcript is spliced from 6 exons. Gene Ontology annotation, biological process: RNA splicing. NCBI's taxonomy places the organism in Eukaryota, Metazoa, Chordata, Mammalia, Diprotodontia, Phalangeridae.